This is a messenger RNA of Neospora caninum, 1374 nucleotides long. RefSeq lists its product as hypothetical. Gene Ontology annotation, cellular component: membrane. Gene Ontology annotation, molecular function: phosphotransferase activity, for other substituted phosphate groups. Lineage: Eukaryota; Apicomplexa; Conoidasida; Eucoccidiorida; Sarcocystidae. The transcript is spliced from 11 exons. Bases 1 to 1374 code for a protein of 457 amino acids. Gene Ontology annotation, biological process: phospholipid biosynthetic process. The record is from RefSeq and is a predicted model, not a curated record.
AUGAUGGGUGGGGUGUUUGGAUGCUUCAUCACCCGCGAGGGGCUGGAGGAGUUGCGCGGCUACGAGUACAAAGCCUGCGGCAGUACGCCGAUCGAUCGCUUGAUGAAUCCCUGGUGGGAGUAUGUUGCCGACAAACUGCCUCUCUGGCUGAGUCCAAAUCUUCUGACUGUCCUCGGUUUCGGCUGCACGCUCUUGUGCAUGCUUUUGGUGAUGACAUGGAUGCCCCACUUGGACGAGGCCGCUCCUCGCUGGGUGUAUCUAGCGAUGUGUCUCCUCCUCUUCGUCUACCAGACGCUGGACGCGGUUGACGGAAAGCAGGCGCGAAGGACUAAUUCGUCGACGCCUUUAGGGCAGCUCUUUGACCACGGUUGCGAUUCUUUUAGCACCGUUUUCGCCGUCUUCAUCAACGCCGCGAGUGCGCGCAUGGGCGUUUGCAUGUCCUCGUACGUCCUGCUCGCCAUCCUGCAAAUGCAAAUGUUCAUCUACUCGUGGUGGGAAAUUCACUUCCACGUCUAUCGCUGCCACACAGGCGUCACUGGCGUAACCGAGGGUCAGCUUGUCACGAUGGGCGUGAACCUGAUUGGAGCAAUUUUUGGCCCAGAUAUUUUUCUCCUCACCCUCGGCCAGUGCCUGGCCGUCACUUACGGUCCAGCAGCUGCCUUCUUCCCCGAGUUCUUACUGAAGACCCCAAUGCAAUACGUCAUCGCCUUUCCCUUCUACCUUCUUUUAACGUACAUGCUGCUGUCUGACGUCAUCAACGGGUGCCGACUCGUCAACGACAAAGCUCUCGCCAUCCCGCAACUGGUUGGCUGCUUCUCGCACGUGAUCUUUCAAUUUGCCUUCUUCUGUUCGGACCUCAUGCACACACAUCCCGCGGUGUGCUACUCCCUCAUCAUCAUCAACUCCUCAAUCGUCGUGCUGCGCAUGAAUAUCGCAGCAACGUGCAGACUCCGCUUCUACCCCAUCCAAUGGCCUGCGGUGCCUUUCUACGUUGCGAGUCUCUACUUUUACGUGGCGUGUCCUCGCGCGUCUUCGCCGCUCGCCGCGGUCCUCGCUUCCCCGUUCUCUGAUGCGCAGCAGGCGUAUCACCAGAAGCACGUGAUUCCUUGGGUGUUGCUUGCUUUAAGUCUGUGGAGCGUCGUCUACUUGUACGACUUCCUCCUGAGCACCAUCACGGCGAUAUGCAGCCACCUGAACAUCACGUGUUUCGGCGUGAAAAGGGAAGCGAAAGGCACGGGACGGGGCAGAGGGCCCUCCGCAGGCACGGCGAAGCUCGAGAAACUCCGAGGAGACAGCCCUGUCGCGGCACGAGCGGGGACAAGUCCGAUGCAGACGCGGCGGCGGGCGCAGGCGGCCGCGAAUGCACAAGAAUAG